Messenger RNA from Elaeis guineensis (African oil palm), 1253 nucleotides. RefSeq lists its product as uncharacterized. NCBI's taxonomy places the organism in Eukaryota, Viridiplantae, Streptophyta, Magnoliopsida, Arecales, Arecaceae. The record is from RefSeq and is a predicted model, not a curated record.
AUCGCCUUUUUUUUUUUUAUUCGACGAAUAAACCACCGCAUCUUUGGUUAGGUUCUCUUGGUUUACCCGGCGAAGCCCGCCCCCCUCCCCCUUCUCUCUUUUCCUCUUAUUCUUCCUCCAGUCCUUCGGCCCCUCUUCUUCACCACCACCUUGCCGACCUUCCCGUCCUGCCCUAACUAAGCGCCGCGGCCCCCAUGGAGGACCAGCGCGAAAUCGCCCUCUUGUCCCGAUCGCUGGAAGAGGUGGGUGUUGAUGCGAAGGCGGUAGAAGGUGCUGAUUCGUGUGGAUCAGCUGCGGAUUUCGGGGUCUGCGCGAUCUGUUUGGAGAAGAUUGUUCUUCAGGAGAUGGCGCUUGUAAAAGGUUGCGAGCAUGCUUACUGUGUGACGUGCAUCCUGAGGUGGGCAGCAUAUAAGCAGAAGCCUUCUUGCCCUCAGUGCAAGCAUCCUUUUGAGUCCCUCAAUGUUCAUCGCUCACUUGAUGGCUGUAUUCAUGACUACAUGUUUGAAGAGAGUGUUUGCCUUCUGCUUCGGGCUGCUUGGUUUGUGCCUCUGACGGUAGAGGCCCAAGAAGAGGCUUCUGAAGAGCUCGAAGACUAUACCCAGUAUUAUAAUGAUCAAGAUUAUGCUGAUGAUGACAAUGAUGAUGAUGGUGAUGAGCUAGAUGAAUCGUACUAUAUUAGCAGCUCAUCGAGUAUCCGUAUCGGUAACAGGAGGUGGGGUGACAAUGGUUAUGUGAGGGCAGGACGCAAGGAAGCACGACCUGUCGGUCAACGAUCUUUUGAUGACUCUGGUGCUGGUCCAUCCCAGUGCCCCAAGAAGAAAGAGUCAUCCAAAGUUGUGACUGGUAGGCGGGCGAAAAGGGCGCUGAAGAGAGAAGCUGCAGAUAAAGCAGCUGCAGCCAAGCACCAGCAGCACUUGCAGAGGUUGGGUCGCAAGUGAUCUUCUAUGGGAAGAAUUAAUGAGGCUGCCUUUCAUUGUAUGAUGGCAACUCAGCCAUGCCGCAUUUGUACAGGAUGUUAGCCUUCUAGAUUCAGCAUAUAGUGUCGUGAAGUGGUGCAGUUACCACAUUCAAGCAGGCACAUCUUUACUGACACAUAGCAGACGUUACUUCUGUUAGGAUUUAAAAAAUGAGUUGUGUAGUUUUAUACUGGUUCAUGAUUUCAUUGCUUACGUGCCCAUUGAAUAAGUGAAUAUGUUUCUUCUUGGCGGUUUCUGAUCGUUAAUGGCAAUGUGAGGAAAUAUGCAGUUGAUAUU